Molecule: messenger RNA, 255 nt
Organism: Protopolystoma xenopodis
Lineage: Eukaryota; Metazoa; Platyhelminthes; Monogenea; Polystomatidea; Polystomatidae
Source: the annotation of a GenBank genome assembly
AUGGUCAUAGAAGUCUACAGAUUGCCGAUUCUAGGUUCUGGGAAGAGGAACUUGAAAAACGAACUGGGUUGUUUUUUAGAAAUGGGUAUCCAGAAAAAGCUGAAAGGAAAGCAACGGAAAUAUAUAAAAACGGUGGAUAUGUCUAUUCUCCCGCGAAUCGGCUUGGAGGCUGCGGCCGAUACUAUUGAAAUGGAAAAUUCACGGAAUCCUGAAGCAAAGGGCAAUCCUAUUCUAAAACUUGCCUACACAACAUAA